Molecule: messenger RNA, 423 nt
Organism: Vanrija pseudolonga
Lineage: Eukaryota; Fungi; Basidiomycota; Tremellomycetes; Trichosporonales; Trichosporonaceae
Exons: 1
Coding region: 1-423 (140 amino acids)
Source: RefSeq, a predicted model, not a curated record
AUGGUCAACAACUUCAGCUUCACCUUCGCCGGCGUGCCCGUGGGCUUCGGGCAGAGCCUGGCCCCGGCCCUCGGCUUCGGCCUGUCCCAGCAGAACCACGACGCGGUGUACGCGCGCCUGCCGGCCCUCGGGGACGGCGUGGCGACUGUGCACGUCGACGAAGGCUCCCGCCCGGUCUACUUCAACGCUGCGAGCGAGUACGUUGGCGCCACGGAGACGACCGGUCCCGCCGCCCGCCCGCGCUCGUACCGUAUCCGCGUCGAUGACGGGUACAUCGUCUCCGCGCUCGCCAUCUACCCCGACGGCACCUAUGGCUCGACUGUGAAGAAGGCCGACGCGUGGUUUGGUACCACCACCACUGGUAUUGCGCUCGGCGAGAAGAUUGAGGGUGUAGCUGUUGAGGAGGUGGAGGCCGAGGCGUAA